Symbiodinium necroappetens is the source of this 826-nucleotide messenger RNA. NCBI's taxonomy places the organism in Eukaryota, Dinophyceae, Suessiales, Symbiodiniaceae. The record is from the annotation of a GenBank genome assembly.
AUGGGGAGAGUGUGGGCCGCCUGGUUUCAACAUGCAGAGCUCUUCAAGGCUGAUGCCCCCUUCCACUCUAAAGUCAAGAUGAUCCGCACUCUCAUACAAGGGACGUGGCAGUGGGUCGCUGGAGCUGUGCAUUGGAAUGCUGACGACCUCGUGGCAUUCAACACUCUGCAGGUUCGUAUAUACCGCCUGGCGUUUGGACUACAUGUUGGCUUCAUGCACAACACAUUGAGCGAUGGUCCACCACGGUGCUUCGACUACAACACCAAUUGGCUGGACACUGGGGACGUCAACGAGAGGGACAGGAACUUAGUUUGGCUGCGGCCAUGCUUCGCUGGCGGGACAUGGAAUGGUGGAGACAUGAACAAGAGUGGCCAGUGCCAUUUGGUCGUCGUCAUCCGGGGCGUUUUUACGCUGAUAACCUUGAGAGGAGGCUUAGUUUCGUCUUUGGCAACAAAUGGAUGCUGUGCACUACGGACAGAAACAGAUGGCGUGAAGGGCUACAGCUGUGGCUCCAACAGUUUGACCUAUGGUUUUGCUCACUUUGAGCGCUUGGAUGGGCGCGCUGCUGGGGCGCGCUACUGUGUCCUCACCCAGCCCGAGCAGCAAACAGCCGUUGCCAACACCUUCCUCGUCGUCAGCAUGGAGCUCCUCGUGGAACACACAGGAUGGUCAAUGGGAAUCGCCGGGACCAUCGCCAUCGUCGACAUGGAGCUCUUCGUGGACGACGGGGAGAUGCUACAAAGUAUGGAGAUGCCAGCACCGAUCCUUCGAGGACUUGGGAUGAUUGGUCGGGCACCGAUCAGCCAGAUGCGCAUCAAUGGCGAUC